AUGCCGGUCAUCAGCAAUGCUGGCAGGGCAGGUGGAGUGGUGCUUUUCUUGGACGACACGGAGGUGGCCCCGUGGCUGCUGGUUCCCUUACCACCAGGUGUGCGCUGUGUAAUGGCUCCACGCACUGACACGCCAGCGCCACGGGGCUUCGCAUGCUUGCGCUUGGAAGGCUUAAAGGGCCCUGCGGCGGAGGAGCUGCAAGAACGCCUGGGCUGCCGUGUGGAUGGCCCUGUGAACCCACUGGAGUUGCACUUGGCUGCGCAGCUGUCGAGAAGGAACCUCGACCAGUGUGAUUUGAAGGAGCUGAUUGCGGCCACGGUGUCGACUCUCAAAGAUGCGGUGGGCGAAUCUGUGAGGGAAGCACUUUGUGCCAUCGCAUGCAGCCGCGUGGGCUUGCAUGAUGAGGACGGCCCGCGCGAGCAGGAGGGCUUUGGGCAGCUCCGUUGUGUGGACGGAUCGUUUCUGCAAAGCUACGACGACUUCGAACGCUUGCGUGAGAGGUCAGAUGAGCCUUUGCUGAUCAGGCAAGCUGCCUUCACCUUCGAGGCCUCAAGGUUUUCCUUGGACCACUUGGCGGAAGAGUUGAAAGACCUGACUCUGCCACAAAAGUCCCUGUCCGCGAAGCAGGGCGGGAACACCUCGCAGUGCACGCUGCUGGUGGCCGACCAAGGUGGAGAUGCUGUGAUGUCUGCGAAGCCCCACCUUUGGAACCCUCAAGGUUGCUCCUUUCGCACCCUAGCGGAGAAGAUCCGACAUGGACUCUACCUGACGACUCGAUCAGGCAAAGCACGGGUCCGGCGUGUGGACGAAGAGCUUUUCUACGACAAAGUGGAGGAUCCAGACGGGAAGGAUGUGUUAGUUGAAGCCUUCGUGGCCAGGGUUCCAGUUCCGCUGCUGCUGCCCAAAGACCUGGGCUGCCAGGUGGCUUUCUGGAUGGGAACGACGGGAAAUAACUUUGGCUUGCACAGCGACCUUUUCACUGAACAAUUUCUUUGCCAGCACCAGGGCGUGAAGGAAGUCCUUCUACUCCUGCCGGAGGAUGCAGCGAUCGUCCAGCCGUUUCCCUUUCUGGAAAGCCCGCUGUUCUACAAGUCACGAGCACGCACGGUGGACAACUUGACGCUUUCGAACGCAAAGUGUUUCCGCGUUGUGUUGGAGCCUGGUGACGUGCUCUUCAUCCCCUUGUUUUGGUGGCACGAGGUGCGUACCUUACAAGGCCCAGCGGUCUCCACCACCUACCGCUUCCACACUGAGGAUGCGGAGCGCUUUCUGAAGGUCAUGAAUGCCUUUUACCAGUUCCACAAGAAUGCCUUGGAGUGCGCGGUCUUUUCGGAGGUUCCUUCUUCGUUGAUGCUUUGGUGGAGCGACCAAGUCCCAGAGGUGUUUCUCGAGCCUGGUGCUCCCUCUGUGCCGUGGGUGUCCUCGGCUUCCUGCUGGGCUUUGGUGUGGCACGUCGUGCGCGGUGAGAGGGCACCUGGAGGGCUUCACGCCUGGUCAGUGAUCGUGAAUGGCCUAGCACCUUUGCUGGUGCGUGAAGACACAGGCUGCUUCAAGCUGAAGCCCUUGCUGCUUCAAGCUGUCGAGCCUUCGAGCGGGCGAGCGUUGUGGCACCAGAGGCUGGCGAACUUCUUCCACGCACUGCCAGAGCCAAAGCGUCGUGUGGAGGCCUGUUAUCACUUUUGGCGCCUGAACGACACCAGCAGCUUGUUGCGAUGCAUCACCGAGUGGACCAUGUUCGAGACCUUGGAGCGCGCUCAUCGCCCCGCGCUCCUGGACUAUUGCCGUGCGAUAGGAGGCUACGCCACCAUGCGGCGAGCGCUCAGCAAGGCUGACACGGCAAGCCUCCAUCAGCGCAUUGUCAUUGGCAGAUUCUUCAGUCACGUGGGAGAGUUUGCCGCGGCCAAGGAGGCGCUGCUACAAGCCAAGCCGGAGGCAGCAGCCAGCGAAAACCCAGCAGAUUUGGGCCAGGUGUGUACCUUGAUUGCCGAGAAUGAGAUCCGCUACUGGGACUCCUUGCGGAACUGGGGCUCUCCUGGCGCCUUAAAGGACCUCAUGGAGUGCUCCAGAACUGCCGUGGACAUCUUCCGUCGUGAGCUGGAGCGGUGUGACCGCAUGAGCACGCGGGUGGAGUAUGCUCAGGCGUUGAGCAGAUGGGCCAACGGAUGCUUCAAGAUCUCGUGCGUCAUCAACAUGGUGAUGGCCUACAGCUUUUUGAGCAAAGCAGACGAAGCAAUCCAAGAGGUGGAGGAUCUCUUCAAGGGCUGUCCUCCUUCCAAAGUCCUGGGUCGAGCUGUUCUAGUUCGAGGUGUUUCCAAACUGGUACUUGGCCACAAUCGUCAGCGCUAUCGUCUUCCACAUCGAGACAUCCUGGUUGAGGCAGCCCACCUCCUGAUGAGGGCAGAAGAGAUUCUGGUGCACGCUGCUGGCGAGGUGAAUGAAGGAUCCAUCUACACGCAUGGGAACCUGAGCGAGUUGUACUUGCACGAUGUGGGCCAUGUGCCAGAGCGGGACAGUGUUGGACAGAACGAAAGUGUUAUUUUUUGAGUUGUGUUUUAAUGCGUUUUCAUUUUUUCAUGGGAGAAUUCCAAACACCAGGAUCGCAAGAACACUGAGAUCUUGGUGCUUGUUGUGAGGGUGGGGACAUCCCCCAAUACAGUUUUUGUCGGGUGGGCAUGCCUUGAACUUGGACUUGACGUGGAGAGGGGUGAGGCUGAAAGAGCGGCCAAGAGGUUGAGCGCGAAACACAGAUAGAUAAUUGAAUACCCUAGCUUCUACCCCUUUAUUUGGGCUCCUAUAUACCACACUGGUGGAUAGGAAGUGGAAUAGAUUUGCAGACAUACCAUAUCACCUUUUUCAUGUCCACGGGUACAUCACAUUCGGGUCUCGGGAGACACUAAAGGAUCAUGUCACAAUGCCACCAGAUGACUUCACCAUCUGAACAAGCACGGAGGAGUGAGGGUGCCCUGCACGCCUGCACGCCAUGUCUGUGAGUCUGCAUGAGUCUGCAUGAGAUUCCUCGAUCCCAUUCCGCCCCUUGAGGUACCUUUGGCGCUGCUGCACAACACCAAGAGUUGCCUCGUUGGAUUAAAGCUUUGGGGCACCUCAACAGCAGGGAAUGCCAAGGUUCGACCGUGCGAAGGUGGGCUUCCAUUCGACAUGAUAUUCGGGCCUUGGGCAUCAACCCACCAAGGCCGUUCGAAGGUCAGGCCUUGCUUUUGUGAUGUUGACCUAUCCUUUUUCCUGCGCUUAGUUGUAUUUGGUUCUAUUGUUUCCAGAGUUUUGGACACCCCAAACCCAGACACAUUCCAAGACAAACGACUUUUUCUUGUUUUGUGUUUUGCUUAUAGUUGCCAAUUCUUGGAAUCUUGUCUUUUGAAAUGCAAGAUAGAAUCGCAAACGCGACGUAUCCAGGAACGAAAGGGCAGAUCAAGUACUUUGAGCCGAAAGCAACAUGUACACAAUACGCAACAACGAGCCGAUGAAGGGGCCUAUUGCAAUAGCAAAAUUGUUUUUGCUCCGAGCCAAAUCGAAGCACCUGUAGGCCAGUGUGCUACUAUAUAUUAUGGACUGCGCUCAAAAAGGCCUACUCAAAAACAUAGAUAUAUAAACGUAAACUUUAAGUUUGGAGAUGUGUUGUUAAGUCUUCGUUUAGAAGCGGGCCCCCAGCAGACUAUGGUGAUACAGCAAGGCAGUGCUAGACUGGCGCUAGGUUGGCGCUAGAUUUCUUCAUAACAGGAUAAGCAAGCAGGA
This is a messenger RNA of Durusdinium trenchii, 3750 nucleotides long. The record is from the annotation of a GenBank genome assembly. NCBI's taxonomy places the organism in Eukaryota, Dinophyceae, Suessiales, Symbiodiniaceae.